This is a messenger RNA of Oryzias latipes (Japanese medaka), 2180 nucleotides long. It is a transcript of the gene six7, whose product is annotated as SIX homeobox 7. Gene Ontology annotation, molecular function: DNA-binding transcription factor activity, RNA polymerase II-specific; RNA polymerase II cis-regulatory region sequence-specific DNA binding. Gene Ontology annotation, biological process: eye development; regulation of transcription by RNA polymerase II. Lineage: Eukaryota; Metazoa; Chordata; Actinopteri; Beloniformes; Adrianichthyidae. Gene Ontology annotation, cellular component: nucleus; transcription regulator complex. The record is from RefSeq and is a predicted model, not a curated record.
ACACCAAUCCUUACUUGUUUGCUCACUGCACUUACUGGCAGUCAGUGUAUCCUUAGGCUAAGCCAAACAAGCUGAUCAGCCAGGCACCUCUGCACACACCGCCCCCCGCAAAGAGGCUAAUGGCCGGGAUGUAUAAUCCUUCUCAAAACAACCACAGAGAUGCUAAUUGUAUCUAGCUAUAAAUACUGACGACUACUUGUCCCCGUUCUUCAUUUGCCUCUCCUUCUCUAAAUGCAGAGCCUUCACCGCGGGCUUCCCUGAAGGAUUUUCCCCAAUACGAGGAAAGACUCGGUUACAUAAGAGAGGUGGGAGAUAGAGGCUGCAGGUGUCAACAAACUUGCUGGAACAGAGAAGAGAGCAGGCGGAGAGAGGAGCUUUACGCACAGAAAACUAAUUUUACGCAUCAACGGAACGUUUCUGAACCGAAAGGACGAAGCAACAUGUUUCCUCUGCCGAUGUUCACUCCGGACCAGGUCGCUCGGGUGUGCGAGAAUUUGGAGGAGACCGGGGAUAUCGAACGCCUUGGGCGGUUUCUGUGGUCUUUGCCCGCCGCCGUCCCCGGUUCGGCCGGGGAAGCGCUCAACAGGCACGAAUCCGUAAUGCGCGCAAGAGCGCUGGUUGCCUUCCACGUGGGGAACUUUGAGGCUCUGUAUCAGAUCCUCCAAAGCCACCGGUUUACGCGCGAGUCGCACGCCAAGCUGCAAGAUCUGUGGCUGGACGCGCACUACAGGGAGGCGGAAAGACUCAGGGGGCGUCCUCUGGGUCCCGUGGAGAAAUACCGCAUCCGCAAGAAGUUCCCUCUGCCCCGCACCAUCUGGGACGGCGAGCAGAAGACGCACUGCUUUAAGGAAAGAACUCGCAGUUUGUUGAGAGAGUGGUAUCUCCAAGAUCCGUACCCGAACCCAUCCAGGAAACGCCACCUGGCCCAGGCCACAGGACUCACACCAACACAAGUUGGAAACUGGUUCAAGAAUCGCCGUCAAAGAGACCGUGCGGCUUCUGCAAAGAACAGGCUUCAGCAGGAUCCUUCGCUUUUGCCCUCCGAAGGAUCAACUGAUGGCUUUCAGGAGCGCCAGCAUCACUCCCAGCGACUCCCAGCCUCCCCUCAACACCCAGGCAGCCCAGAGGCAAGCGACUGCAGUACAGAGAAUGAGCGUGUUGGAACAAGAGCGUCCACUCCAGAGAUCUCUGUCAGCAGUGACAGUGAGUUUGAGCCUUGAGAUGAGAGAUUUUUUUAUGGACGGACUCCUCAAAACGCAGAGAAGUCGGACAAUGAGCUUCCAGAGUGGCUGCAGAAGCAUGGGAGCUGCAGGGAGGACGGGUCAGGCCGGAAAUAAGGGAGAGAUUUGCACUUAUAAAAGCACUGCUAUAACUUAUCUUCCCGAGGAUCAGAACUCAACAGAUGAAACAGACUUUUAAAGGUUUUACGACAGAUUUAGACAUAUAACCUAUUGUUUUUAGUUAAUUUGAGUGUUUUCACUUUUUCAUGUUUUAUACUAAUUUCAGUACAAUGUUUUGAUAAGAGACUUUUUGUACUAGUUUGAAGGAAAAUACGUUUAUUGUUUGGAAACAGUAAUAGCAGUAUAACAAUGCCUUGACUAGGCCACAAUUGAAUGUGAAUGUCAGCAUGCACAUCAAUAUUUUGAAUGAUUUCAUUAGUGUGCUUUUAUAACAAACAGUUUAAAGUUUUUUUGAGAAAAUGUAGUUUUUCUGUUGCAUACCUAGACUACCAUGUGCAUGUCAACAUAAACACAAACCCAUUCAACUCAUCUGACUGCCUUAAGUGGGAUGACACUACAGUGCAACAUUGAGUCAUUAACACCAACACAUACAUGUGUGAUAAGGGCUGCAAAGAGGCUGCUUUAAACAUAAACAGUUUUUGCUUUGAAGCUGUUUUUCCUGUUCACUUCUCUUGUUUUUGACACACUGGACAGCUGGUGGCGCUCUCAGAUUGCUCUGGUUCCUGCUCACACAGCCAUUACAAUUCAGGGAGAAUCUUCAGCCCUUGUCUGUUCUUAACUCCAUGUGCCUAUUGACAUUUCAGAGCAGUGAGACGUGUUAACAGAUCUGUCUUUGUGAUGUCUUUCUUACAGAUUUCACCUUCACAACAAAUUUAUGCAUUUUAGAUGGGUGUAUUUUGUAAAUGUUUGUGUGAAUAAAUUGAAUCUAUUUUUAUCCAA